Osmerus eperlanus (European smelt) is the source of this 1571-nucleotide messenger RNA. RefSeq names its product mitochondrial rRNA methyltransferase 2 (gene mrm2). Gene Ontology annotation, cellular component: mitochondrion. Gene Ontology annotation, biological process: RNA methylation. Bases 161 to 892 code for a protein of 243 amino acids. Lineage: Eukaryota; Metazoa; Chordata; Actinopteri; Osmeriformes; Osmeridae. The record is from RefSeq and is a predicted model, not a curated record. Gene Ontology annotation, molecular function: rRNA (uridine-2'-O-ribose)-methyltransferase activity. The transcript is spliced from 3 exons.
UCUCCAAAACCUCUUUUCUUCAUGCCAAGCAGCACCCUUCCAGGUUGUACCACCAUCACCAGAGUCAGCAGCUUGGAGGCGGAACGUUGUUUUUUUGGAGGACGUGGACUCCGAGGGAGCGGAAGCGAAUUAUUGUGGUAGAAAUUAUCACAACAUCGUAAUGUGGUACUCACAUCUUCAAAAGUCGUAUUUACAUACCACUGUAAAUAUCUUAAAAAACACACCACAUAAUCUGAAAGGCAAGAGUACCUCUGAACAACGUUGGAUAGUUCGGCAGCUCAAGGAUCCUUUUGUCAAAGCAGCCCAUGUGCACAACUACCGGUGUAGGAGCGCUUUCAAGCUCUUGGAGAUCGAUGACAAAUUUAAAAUAUUAAAACCUGGACUAAAUGUCAUAGAUUGUGGUGCUGCACCAGGCGCCUGGAGCCAGAUAGCAGUUCAAAGGGUCAAUUCUGCUGGGGCUAAUCAAGAAUUACCCCGUGGCACUGUGUUUGGUGUUGACCUACUCCGUGUGUCACCUCUGGACGGAGCCCACUUUCUGUCCAACCAUGACAUUACUGACCCCAGCACACAUGCCAAGCUACUUGAGCUCCUCCCAGGUGGUCAGGCUCAUGUCAUCCUAAGUGACAUGGCACCCAAUGCCAGUGGUUUUAAAGAGAUGGACCACGAGCAACUUGUCUCCAUGUGUGCAUCAUUGAUUGAUUUGGCCAAGAAGGUUUUGCAUCCUGGAGGCUCUCUGAUUUGUAAAUACUGGGAUGGGGCUCUCACACAGAAGCUUCAUGAUAAACUGUCAGCUGUCUUCCGUGAAAUCCGGACUAUUAAACCAAAAGCCUGCAGAAAAGAAUCUGCUGAAAAGUUUUUCCUUGCUAAAAUGUAUAGAGGAAUAGAUUCCUGAAUUUUCUGUAAAUAAAACGCGUCUUCACAAUAUUUGGAGAAGUUGACUUUGAUGGCUUGAUUUUAUUAUUAUUUUAAACUAUUGUUGUAAAUUUAGGGUUAUGGCGACUUGAUUCUGAAUUCUUGAAAAGCAAGAUUCUCCACCAGGAGAUGGCACUCUUAAGGUGUCCAUAAGCUGUGGAAGCGUUGUCCAUUUUUUCAGUUUCUCCCUUGUCAAAACGUUAUGUUAUGAAGUGCACACAUUAUUUCUUUUAACACAUUCCUCUAGUUUGGUAUUUGUAAUGCACAUAAUCUGCUCUACCAGCCAUGUAAAAGUAUGUAAUCAUUCCCUCAUUAUAGGCUUAUAAAAGUAAAAUGAUGUGGAUAUAAGAAUCAUGGACAACGUGACUAAUGAAAAGCCUCAUUCUACUAAAGCUGUGUGUCUCGGGCUCUCUGUUGAGACUGAAGAGUCUAUAUUCCUUGAAAUUAUGUUUGCCCAGUAAACUGCUAUUCCGAUUGCAGCUAUUCACAAUAUGAGUGAGCUCAAUACUUUGGGAUGCAAUGUGUUCUGGUUGCAUUUUCACGAUGCAGUUUUUCUCUGUUAGCUUGGAUACUUCUGCUUGGAUACUGCUCUCAGUGUUUGAAAUCAUCCUGUCGUUUAUGAAUGGAACAAAUGUAUUAAAAGAGAUUGCACAAUGAGA